Molecule: messenger RNA, 309 nt
Organism: Opisthorchis viverrini
Lineage: Eukaryota; Metazoa; Platyhelminthes; Trematoda; Opisthorchiida; Opisthorchiidae
Exons: 1
Source: RefSeq, a predicted model, not a curated record
GUUGAUAUCGUUUUAGGGAUUACAAGACCCUAUUUUCAGUUGAUGGCUUCCAAAGCAAACUCGCCCAGAAAGCUUUCCGGCUCUCCCUUGUCCUUGUCACAUACAAUUUCUUCGUCGCCUGUGUUCGCAAGUCCCACUGGCCUUUAUCUACUUGGAAUCCGUGGAGGUCAAAACUUAACAUUGCAGGCUCAUUCGCUGACCAAUGCAGUGGAAUGGUGUACUUCAACUGUGGCUGGUCGACUAUGGGCAAAUUUAACUCGCAACGCAAUCCCGUGGACGGUGGUUUGCCUUCGUGAACGUCUAGAGGAA